Messenger RNA from Lachancea mirantina, 2361 nucleotides. The record is from the annotation of a GenBank genome assembly. Lineage: Eukaryota; Fungi; Ascomycota; Saccharomycetes; Saccharomycetales; Saccharomycetaceae.
AUGCUCAGAAACGUCACCAGGCGUACUAAUUUAAAAAGUCUAUAUCGGAACGUUGGCCAAGCGAGUCGUGUGGCCCCAUCGGUGACUUCGCAUUAUGUUUCGCCGUAUGUGCUGGCCCGCACGGGCCAUUACAAAGGCGUUCCACCCAUGUUAAAUGCUGCGGGCGCCAAGCGGUACAUAUCAAUGAAGGCCAACAACGUCGACAACGAGAACAAGCCUGCCCUGGAACAGUUUGGCACCAAUCUUACGAGUUUGGCCCGCGAGGGGAAGUUGGACCCGGUCAUUGGCCGUGAUGAGGAGAUCGCCAGGGCGGUGCAAAUCCUAUCCCGAAGAACAAAAAACAAUCCCGUUCUGAUCGGGCGCGCCGGUGUCGGUAAGACCGCCUUGAUCGAUGGCCUUGCUCAAAGAAUUGUUGGCGGGCAAGUACCAGAGUCGCUUAAGGACAAGGAGCUAGUUGCAUUGGAUUUGAGUGCUUUGGUGGCCGGUGCCAAAUUUCGGGGGGAAUUUGAAGAGCGUUUGAAGAAUGUGUUACAAGAAAUUGACAAAGCUGACGGGAAAGUUAUAGUGUUCAUCGAUGAAGUACACAUGCUUCUAGGUCUGGGAAAGACUGACGGAAGCAUGGACGCGUCCAACAUUCUGAAGCCUCGACUUGCGCGGGGGUUACGUUGCAUUUCCGCUACAACUUUAGACGAAUUCAAAAUCAUUGAAAAGGACCCAGCUUUGACCCGGAGAUUUCAACCCAUCAUGCUCAAUGAGCCCUCCGUAAGCGACUCUAUCUCGAUAUUGAGAGGCUUAAAAGAAAGAUACGAAGUUCAUCACGGUGUGAGAAUCACAGACGCGGCUUUGGUUUCUGCCGCCACGCUUUCUAAUCGAUACAUAUCAGACCGGUUUUUACCGGAUAAAGCCAUCGAUUUGGUGGACGAAGCGUGCGCCGUUUUGAGACUCCAACAUGAAUCUAAGCCCGAUGCUAUUCAGAGUUUGGAUCGCGCCAUUAUGAGAAUCCAAAUUGAACUAGAAUCUUUGAAAAAGGAGACCGAUCCAUUAUCUGUUGAGAGAAGAGAAGCGCUUGAGAACGACUUGAAAUUGAAAAAUGAGGAGCUCACCAGGUUGACUGCUGUGUGGGAUAAAGAAAGAGCAGAGAUUGACUCUAUCAAGAGCGCCAAAGCCGAUCUUGAACAGGCAAGAAUUGAUCUCGAGAUAUCUCAAAGAGAGGGCAACUACGGUAAAGCUUCUGAACUCCGUUAUGCGAAAAUUCCAGAGUUGGAAAAGAAGGUCGCUCACAAUGAGAAAAAAGAUACCGAGAAUAACCUGCUACAUGACUCUGUUACGUCCAGUGAUAUAUCCAAAGUCAUAUCCAAGAUGACCGGAAUCCCGAUCGAAACUCUUGUGAAGGGUGACAAAGAAAGGCUUUUAUACAUGGAAAAUUCCCUAAGAGAAAGAGUGGUGGGACAAGAUGAAGCCAUCGAUGCCAUUUCAGAUGCGGUAAGACUCCAAAGAGCUGGACUCACGAGCGAAAAGAGACCCAUUGCGAGCUUCAUGUUCUUGGGCCCAACUGGUACGGGUAAAACGGAAUUAACCAAAGCUUUAGCCCAAUUCUUGUUUGACAACGAAUCUAACGUCAUUCGCUUCGAUAUGUCCGAAUUUCAAGAAAAGCACACCGUGUCCAGGUUGAUCGGGGCUCCUCCAGGUUAUGUUUUAAGUGAAUCCGGUGGUCAAUUGACGGAGGCUGUGAGAAGGAAACCAUAUGCUGUUGUUUUGUUUGAUGAAUUUGAGAAAGCACACCCUGACGUUUGCAAGAUCCUUUUGCAAGUUUUGGAUGAGGGGAAACUCACAGACUCUCAAGGUCAUCAAGUUGAUUUUAGAAAUACAAUCAUUGUUAUGACUUCUAAUAUUGGGCAAGAUAUUUUGUUCGAAGACAAAGAAUCCAGGAGCGACGGUAAAGUUAGUGAGAAAACUAAGGGUAAGGUCAUCGAAGCUAUGAAACGCACGUAUCCACCUGAAUUUAUCAACCGUAUUGAUGAUGUGUUGGUAUUCAACAGACUUUCCAAGCAGGUCUUGAGGACCAUUGCAGACAUAAGACUAAGCGAGAUUCAAGACAGACUUGCUGAAAAGAGAAUGACUCUUUCCUUAUCAAGUGAUGCGAAGGAUUGGCUAACGGAAAAGGGAUACGAUCCACUUUACGGAGCCCGUCCGCUUAACAGGGUUAUUCAAAAGAAACUGCUUAACCCUAUUGCGCUUUACAUGCUAAAAGGCCAAUUAAGACCGGAAGAAACGAUUAAGAUUGAUGUCGAAAACGGUGAACUUGUUGUUAAGCCAAAUCAUGAAGAGAAUGAAGUGAUACCAAAUGAACCAGAAAUUUAA